AUGCCCCCAAACAAUAAGAAAAAGAAGAAGCCCGCCUCCAAUCCGGCGCGGGGCUUUGCAACGGUCUCCGUGCCCUCUAAACCAAAGCCAGAGAGUAUAGAUACACCCUCAUCAACCGCCACAGAAUCAAAGCCUACUCCACAGAACGAACCACAGCCCGUAGACAAAGAAGACGGUCCUGCAGAGUCGGGCACAGAACAAUUACCCCCUUCGCUACAGAAUUACUCCCCGGAGGAGCUCGAGAAACACUUGGAAGAGGCAGAGUUACAAAUUCUAGUUGAUAAAUAUUCAGCAAAAUGCAAGGGUGACGCGGUGCGUCAAGCCACGAAGCUUGACACGGAACGACGUGUCUUUCGGCAACAAUCAGUGACGCUGGGCCUCCUUGAUUGGCUUCCGGUCGAUAUACAGGAUAGAAUUCUGGAGCUAGCUGACUCUGAAGAGCACGAUUACCUUACAUCGAAUGGACGGAGUGCAAGUGUAAAGCAGGAUAGCUCCGAAGAAGAGCUCUUGGUCAAGCUCUGGACAUUGCAGGAGACGCUACUCAAGCUUGGAUUUGCCGAAAAUCGAGUUGAGGAAGCACUGAAGCACAUUCUGACUUACUUCAAAGAGACCCCCACUAGUGCUAGUCGAGAAAUUGUAUGGAAUCUUGACGAAACUCUGGAGUGGUUGGCAAAGCACAGCGAUAAGAAAGACCUGCCUUCAUAUACUCAGACAAACUCUCGCCCUCAAAAAGACGCAGAGGUCACAUCAUGGAUGAUUGAAUCAGAAGCAUCGAGAUCCUCGACUCCCAGUAACACCCAGAAUGGCACGAAACAGGAAAAGCCCAAAGCUGCCUGGAAAGCUGCAAAGGUUGCGCCCCCAAUUUCAUAUGACUCGGACAGUUCAAUCGACCCAGAUACCAUGGUUCCUGAGUGGCUGGAGCUACAAACAAAGCUAUACGGCCUUCAACCAGACCUUUUCGACCGUCCAAGUAAGGGCAAAAAGAACCGUGGCGGAGGAACAACUCAAUCCGAUGACCCUGAGGCGGCCAAACUCCAGCGCAAGAUUGCCAAAAUAGAACGCGAUGUUCUUUUUGAGCGUCAGGAAGCAGAAUAUAUUUGGAAAGAUAAGCUGGAAGAACUUCGGAAGGAUGCUGCAUUUCUUCGUCGGCCAGUCGAGCGAAAGAAAGAUGAACAAGAACCGGAACCCGAGCCGGAACCGGAGGACCCCAACCUCACCGUGCCAUCCCUUGAAGAAAUGGAUGAAGCUGCAGGCCUUCUCGGUGACAUGUUCCAGGAUGAGCCCGAUGGCUCAGGGUCAAUAUUAGGUCUGCCGCCUCCCGAUGUUGGAGCCAAGAUCACGCUUCGGGAUUUUGGAAAGUCCACCGGUCUCAGUCCUCGACGAGUUCUGGAAGAAACCUGCAAAGCACGAGACUCUUCCUGUAAAGUGGUUUACCAAGACUUUUCGUCCUCGAGUCACCAAAAUAGAAAGGCCGUUGAAGUUCGUUGGUCGAAACCACAGGAAAGCCCCUUUCUGCUGAAUGUGGAUUCAGUCACACAUAAGUCGAACUCUAAUGCUACAUUUGUUUCGAUGGACUCUGUUGCAACACCAGAUGCCCAGCAGGCAGAGGGAUUUGUUUCAACGCUUGCACUAUUCAUUCUAUUCCCUCAGAAUUCUAAAGAGGGCAAAGCUUAUCUGCGGAUCCCUGCCGUCUGGAGGGAUCUUUGGACCGAGUUCUCAAAUCUGAAGAAGACACAAGAGGAUGAGAUUGACAAAUCUAUAGUCAAGGGUCUAAGAACUCUUGCACAGGAUAACCAUGGUACAUUCGAGGAUGAUGUCGUGCUGCUGGACAACUUCCGCAAGAGGAAUGGAACCGGCUCUAAGCCUGGUAGCCCAUUGAAAGGCAACAUCCGUGAGAACUACAUCAACCAAGAUGAAAGGAUAAGGGAAGCUUGGGAUGCCAAAGCAUCAACCCAAUCUUUCCACAAGAUGAUGCCAGGCCGAAUGAAUCUUCCAAUCUGGAGCUUCAAGGAUGAGAUUUUGAGCACGUUAGAUACGCAUCAAGCCCUCAUCAUUUGCAGUGAGACUGGAAGUGGAAAGAGUACACAGAUUCCGUCCUAUAUUCUUGAGCAUGAAAUGCUUCAAGGCCGUCGUUGCAAAGUCUAUGUGACGGAGCCACGCCGAAUUUCGGCGAUCUCGCUUGCUCGGCGAGUCAGUGAAGAACUUGGAGAAAGCAAGAACGAUGUGGGGACUAUGCGAUCCCUCGUUGGUUUUGCCGUCAGACUGGAAAGCAAGAUCAGCUCGUCCACUCGCCUUGUCUACGCGACUACUGGUGUUGUUGUACGCAUGUUAGAACGACCGGAUGAUUUCCAAGAUGUCACCCACGUUGUUUUGGAUGAAGUCCACGAGCGAACAAUUGACAGUGAUUUCUUGUUGGUCAUUCUGCGGAGAUUAAUGCAGAAGCGGCCUGAUUUGAAACUCAUUCUCAUGUCUGCAACACUCGAGGCACAGCGCUUCUCGAACUAUCUUGGUGGUGUACCAGUUCUCAAUAUCCCCGGCCGAACUUUUCCCGUGGAAAUGAAGUAUCUUGAAGAUGCAGUCGAGAUGACCAAUUAUCGCUUAUCUGAAGAUGAUGCCAACACCACUGUAGAUGAGGAUAUUGACGAGACUGAAGAUUCUAGCGCUGACACUGCUGGAGGGCUACAAGCAAGUCUGGAAAAAUACUCAAAGCAAACACGAGAAACGGUAGCCAAGUUUGACGAGUACAGGCUGGAUUACCAGUUGAUCAAGAGAUUACUUCUUAAGAUCGCUACCACUCCUGAUAUGGAGCGCUACAGCAAAGCCAUUCUAGUUUUCAUGCCUGGUUUAGCUGAAAUUCGUCGUUUGAAUGAUGAACUUCUCGCAGAAACCACUUUCCAAAAAGGUUGGAUUGUCCAUGCCCUUCACUCAUCCAUUGCCAGUGAAGACCAAGAAAAGGCCUUUAACAUCCCCCCUGAGGGUAUGAGAAAGAUUGUUAUCGCCACGAACAUCGCGGAAACAGGUAUCACAAUUCCGGACAUCACUGCUGUGGUUGACGCUGGAAAGGAAAAGAUGAUGCGCUUUGACGAAAGACGACAGCUCUCUCGACUGGUCGAGUCAUUCAUUUCCCGAGCGAACGCUAAGCAACGACGUGGUCGAGCUGGUCGUGUCCAGGAGGGUAUCUGCUUCCACCUCUUCACGAGACACAGGCAUGACAAAUUACUUGCUGGCCAACAAACGCCUGAAAUGCUUCGACUGUCUCUUCAAGAUCUGGUUCUGCGAGUCAAAAUCUGCAAGUUGGGCGAGGUAGAACAAACCCUCUUAGAAGCUCUGGACCCGCCAUCAUCCAAGAACAUCCGCCGUGCUAUUGACUCUCUCAAAGAAGUCAAGGCUCUCACCAGCAAUGAAAGUCUCACACCACUAGGAUCACAGCUCGCCAAGCUGCCACUCGAUGUCUUCCUGGGCAAGUUGAUCAUGCAUGGUGCAUUCUUCAAAUGCCUGGAUGCAGCUGUCAGCAUUGCGGCCAUCUUAUCAUCCAAGUCGCCUUUCGUCAAUACCAUGGGCUCAAACUCGCAGCGAGACGCAGCACGAAACUCAUUCCAAAGAGGCGACUCUGAUUUAUUAACGGUGUACAAUGCAUAUUGCUGCUGGAGGCGUGCACGCAGCACACCCGGCUCAAAUGAGUUCUCCUUCUGCAGGAAGAACUUUUUGAAUCCGCAGACCCUUCUGGGAAUUGAGGACGUCAAAAUGCAGUUGGUAGUUUCAAUUGCUGAUGCAGGUUUACUAAGCUUAGAUCCUUCCCAGAAAACCGCGCUGAACAAGGCCCGAUCUGGAAACCGAAAUCGCCAGCUCUUCAUCAUCCCUGAAGAACAUGAUAUCAACAGCAAUAACGACGUCGUUGUAAACUCUGUCGUCGCUUGGAGCUUUUAUCCCAAACUCCUCACUCGGGAAGGAAAGGGAUGGCGCAACGUUUCCAACAACCAAACCGUUACUCUUCACCCAACAUCCAUCAAUAAACGUGCUGAUUCGGCUGUUAAAUGGCUCUCGUACUAUCACAUUAUGCAAGCGCGUAACCGCAACUUGAACGCCCAUGAGACUAGUGCUGUGGACGAUUUCGCAAUUGCCCUGCUUUGUGGCGAAGCCGAGUUCAAGAUGUACUCUGGGGUUAUAUCUAUCGACUCAAACCGCAUUCGCUUCGCUUUGCGAGAUUGGAAAUCCAUGCUUGCACUUAAGGUUCUGAAUGCUCGUCUUCGUGAGCUGCUAGCUACCACAUUUAAGAAUCCUCAUCGCCCAUUGUCUUAUAAGCAGCAACAGUGGUUGGAGAUCUGGCAACAGAUCUUCUCGCAGGCUGGUAAGCGUAAGGCUUUGCCAGCUUAG
This is a messenger RNA of Penicillium angulare, 4374 nucleotides long. Its product is annotated as putative ATP dependent RNA helicase. The coding region runs from base 1 to 4374 and encodes 1457 amino acids. Lineage: Eukaryota; Fungi; Ascomycota; Eurotiomycetes; Eurotiales; Aspergillaceae. The transcript has 8 exons. Gene Ontology annotation, molecular function: RNA binding; ATP binding. Gene Ontology annotation, cellular component: intracellular anatomical structure. The record is from RefSeq and is a predicted model, not a curated record.